Molecule: messenger RNA, 7984 nt
Organism: Scylla paramamosain (green mud crab)
Lineage: Eukaryota; Metazoa; Arthropoda; Malacostraca; Decapoda; Portunidae
Gene: Gyf
Product: GRB10-interacting GYF protein 2-like
Exons: 26
Coding region: 268-4998 (1576 amino acids)
Cellular component (GO): cytosol
Molecular function (GO): protein binding
Source: RefSeq, a predicted model, not a curated record
GAACGGGAGCUGAGAACGGCGCAUGCGCAGUUAAAUUUCGGCCAUCUUUGUCCAGCGCAGUGUGAAGUGACUCCAGUGUCCCUGUGUUUGCUGCAGUGUCCUACCUUAGUGUAGCAUACUGUCAGCAAAGCAAUAAGUGUUCUACCAGCUUAUCUACAGCUUGUGCAAGGCAUCCAUACCAGUGCUUGCCAUUAGCCCUUCAAGUUCGUGAAACAUUUUGAGCUGCACAGUAAGCGGUUAACUCUCUUGGUGGUUUGAAGUGAAAAGAUGUCAGAAACGGCUUUGAAAUUUGGCCCAGAGUGGCUACGAGUCCUGUCCCACGGCGGUAGUGUGUCCUCUCCACCACCCAGCCCGGGAGUCAACAAGAUGAAGCAGAGGGCAGAACAUCGCUAUGGUCGGGAGGAGAUGUUGGCACUCUUCAAUAAGCAUCAAAGUCCACCAGAUGGAAUGCAAGCGCUUGGCUCGUUGUAUGUCGACAAGGCUCAAGAACCACUGGCUUUCAUACCCAUGAAUGAGGAAGAACAGCGUAUGUGGCAGAGAGGGGUAAACAGUGAUGUAGUGCUUCGUCAGGCUGGGCGUGCUCCUGUCAAUGGGGUGGGGAGAGGACGAGGAGGCAGUGUGGAUCGGGGUCGGGGACGCGGCAGGGGUACUGCCUCUUAUUACACUCGUGGGCUCAGCUAUGAUGAAGAGGUGGAACCACGGGGCCAUAAAGAAGGAGGACCACCCGGCAUUGGCAUUAGAAGUAAACCCUAUGAGAGGUCGCAGAGUGUGCAUGAGCAAAGGCCUUGGAGUGAGCGGGCCCCCGCUGGCACAGUGCCAGGGGUUGGUGUUGUGCCUGAGGACCGCAAUGGAGCAGUAUCACCACGGAAGGAGCAGGGACGGGCCUCCACAGAGAACUGGAGGUCCCGGGCUGGUGAAAAUGAUGACAGUGAACGCUGGAGGGGAGUUGGGGGCGGCCGGAGUGAAAAGUGGGGUCCUCGUGGGUGGCGUGAGCGAGAGAAUGGGCUGGAGGGUGACUGGGAGGAGGGGUUAGGGCGGGGCAGUACCCGAGGGAUGCCUGCCUCAUCACGGGGCAUGCGGCAACCCUGGGACGAGAAAGAUGGGCAUUUCCGCAAGUCCUGGGAUGAGGACAAUUUGCCAGAAUGGUAUAUCGUCCGAGCAACUGAAAACUCUGAUGAGAAAGGUGGGAGUUUUGAUGCUUCUGGUGCCUUCCAUGGACCAGGAUCUGGGUGGUCUGAUGAGGAGGAGCCCACAGCUGAGGGGCGCGGCUGUGGCCCUGGCAGACCUCGUCAGAAGUCCUCCAGCCCUGACAAAGGCAUUUUACCUGAGAACUCUGCAACUGACAAAGCAGAGGCUGGCAAGGGUCAGGAUGACUCUGAGUCACUGGAGGAGAAGGCACAGAAGAAAGGAAUAGAGGAGGAGCCUCAGCCUAGACACUCCCCAAUGAACAAUGGGAUGGACCCUGCUCAAGCUCUUCACCCGCCUAUUGAUUCCAUACCCUCUGAGGUGCAUUUCUUUAACAUAUAUGGAUCAACCACAGAAGAAUCACAAGGCAGGGAAGAGAACAGGGGAAGCCCAAAUGAGAUGGAGCCGGGCAAUGUCAUUCCUGAAGCCAUGAUGAAUGGUGUGGCCUCAGAGGAAGAGAGCAGUGGGAGGGAGGCCCCAGCACCACCCCCAUUCCAGGGUGGAGUGGGACCAGUCCCAGUCCCAGUCCCAGUGCAAGCACAGAACUCUGAGGGUCCAGAACCUGUGCCUGGGUUGGGACGGGAGCACCAGGGGGAGGAGGAGAAGCUGGAGCACAUGCAGAGUGUUGCAGAUGACUUGGUGGCAAAGCUGGUUGAAGAAGAUGAUCCUCGCCCCCGGUCCAACCCUCCCAACCCUGGUGUGACACCCCCAGGGCAAAUGGGGCCCAUGCCUGAGCCAGCACCCCAUCCCACUCACACUGCCACGGAGGACAAGUGGUACUACACUGACCCUCAGGGUGAGAUUCAGGGUCCCUUCUCCUCAAACGACAUGGCAGAGUGGUACAAGGCCGGCUACUUCACCCCGAGCCUGCUGCUUAAGCGCGAUUGUGAUGACCAGUUUGCUCAGCUGGGGGACCUUACCAGGGUUUUUGGUAGGGUGCCCUUCAUUCCAGGACCUCCAGUUCCUCCCCUUAAGCUACCAGAACUGCUGGCAGCACAGAAGCAGCAGGCUGAAAGAGAGCGCUUGGAGUUGCUACAGACUUAUAUGUUGCAGAAGCAAGUUUACCAACAGCAGAUUGCUGCCAGACAACAAGUGUUACAAAAGCUACAAAGUCUUGAGGAGUGGAGCACACUCAACCCCAUCCAGCAGCAGCAGUUGUUCAUGCAGCACAUGAUGACUAUGUUCCCUGGCCACCCUCCCAUCCCCCCCACAGUGCCUCCAUCCACUGCCAUACCUCAGACCACCCAGGUGUCCGCCCCCAUCCCUGACCCAAGGAUUGUUGCUGGACCAGAUCCUAGAAUCCUGCCGGGCCCUGCUGGACCACCAUCCUCUAAACCUCAGGAUCCCAUACAAGCUCUUGUUGCACAAAUGCAAACCAACUCCAUUACCAAUAACACAGCCAUGACCAGCUCCUGUGAGGGGUUGCUGACCUCCCAGCUAACAGCAACAUCCAUGGCAGCUGAAAACCCCCUGCAGAAAUUAUUGAUGCAGCUGCAGAGGGGACAGCAGCCUGGAAUGGGACCAAUGGGAGGAGGCCCAGUAGGAGGAGGAGCCCUGGGAGUGGGUAUGGCAGGAGCAGCGGGGGGAGUAGGGGGAGUGACAGCUCCCUCAGUGGCCACGCCUCCCACAACCGUGCCAACAAUAGAGAAGCCGCCUGAGCAGCAGUUUGAUGCCAUCCAGUCCCUCAUGCAACAGCUCACCAACAUGCAGACUCCAGCACAGGACCAGAUACAACAGGAGGAGCAGCGCAGACGUGAUGAAGACCAGAAGAGAAUAGAGGAAGAGAGGAAGCUGUUGGAAGACCAAAAGAGAGCUGAAGAAGAGAGAAUCAAAAUUGAGGAACUCAGGCUGAAGGAGGAACUGAAGAGGCAGGAGGAGCAGAGAAGAAGCCUGGAAGCACUGCGACGCCAGCAUGAGGAGGAGGCUCAGAGGCUGGAGGAGGAGAGGAGGAAGAUCAUGGAGGAGCAGAUAAGAAGGCAGGAGGAGAUGAGAAGAAUUGAAGAGGAGAAGGUUAGGAAAGAAGAGGAGCAGAAAAAAUUGAAAGAUCAACAGAUGAAUGAAGCCAAGCGGAGACAAGAGGAGCAGCUGCGCCGCCAAGAGGAACACAGGCGACAACAGCAGCAGCAACAACAGCAGCAGCAGCAGCAGCAGCAGCAGCAGCAGCAGCAGCAUCAACAACAGCAGCAGCAGCAGCAGCAGCAUCAACAACAGCAGCAGCCACAGCAUCAACAGCAGCAGCAACAACAGCAACAACAACAGCAACAACAACUACUUCAGCAGCAACAGCAGCAGCAGCUGCUUCAACAGAAGCAGCAAGAAGAAGCAGCCAAGAGGAAAGAGGAAGCUAGAAGACAAGAGGAACUCCGUAGACAGCAGGAGGAGGAAAGAAAGAGACAGGAGGAAGAGAGGAGAAGGCGAGAAGAGGAGGAGGAAGAAGCAAGACAGCAAGCACAAAUCCAGGAGGAAAUGAGGAGGAUUGCCCUAGAAGAGGAACGGAGACACAUGCAACAGGUGGAGGAAGAGGAGCGUCAGAGACAGGCUGAGGAGGAAGACAGGAGACACCAACACCUUUUGCAUCUAAAGAAUAUCCUACCUGCCUGGAAUACACAGAACCCAGCUCCAGCCCCUGAGGCAGCCCCAGCGCCCUCCCUGGCUGAUAUUCAGCGUGCCCAGGAGGAGAAGGAGAGGAGGGAACGGGAAGUGGAGCUCCAGAUGCAGCAGCAGCGGCAGAGGGAUGCCCAGAGACAGGCAGCAGAAGAGGCACGUCAGAAGAACUCUGGCCUGAAGUGGGCUGCCAAGGCUCAAGCCAAUCCUGCUCCUGCUCCUGUCAAGUCUCUCCUGGAGAUUCAAGCAGAGGAGGAAAAGGAGCUAAAGAAACGCCAAGAGAAGGAGGCAGCUGAGCGAGCAGCAGCAGUCAGCCACAUGAGUUUGGGGGCGGCAGGUGUGUGGGGCUCUGCCAUGUCCAACCUUUCCUGGGCCAGCCGUGCCUCCACUGUGGGGACAACUGCGGCCAGCCACCAGUCUAGUCAACAGUGGGGUGGAAACAGUGGUGGUCAGUCAGCUGGAGGUGGUUUGUGGAACAAUACAAGCCAGCCUGCUGCAGUCACUACCUCCAACCCCGGCCAAUCCGUCUGGAACAAUGAUCACUCCUCCAUCUGGAACCAUGCUGACAACUCAUCAUCCACUGGUGGAUUCUGGGACAACCCUGAGCCCAGCAAACCCAAGCCAGCAAGUGGCAGGACCCCCACCAAACCCAACAACCCAAACCAGAACCACAACCGAGGUGGUGGGCCAGCAGGGGCACCACAGCACAACAACAGUACAAGUACCCGGGUCAGCAAGAAGAAGAAUAAGGAUGAGAGUGACAUGGUGAAGAAGUUGUUCACUGAGAAUGUUUCCCAGGCAGACAAUUUCACUCAGUGGUGUAAAUCUUCACUUAACACCAUGAAGGUUCAUGCUUCUAUUGACAUUCCAACCUUUGUAACCUUCCUGGCGGAGGUUGAGUCCCCUUAUGAAGUGCACGACUACAUUCGCUCCUACCUUGGGGACAGCAAGGAGGUGAGGGAGUUUGCCAAGCAGUAUUUGGAGCGGCGCAGCAAAGCUCGCAACGCUCAGAAGGAGCGGGAGGUGGAGGAUGACAUCCUGGCGCCGGCACCAGCUGUCAACCCCACUACCUCAGAGUUCCAAGAGGUCAAGGCCCGCAGCAGGAAGGCAAACAAAAAGAAGAUGCAGAAGGUGGACAGCAGCAUACUUGGCUUCAAUGUGACCUCCAAUGAGCGCAUCAAUGUUGGAGAACGCGAGUAUGCUGAGUGAAGCAGACAAAGCAGCACAGAUCCCCAAUCAGGAAAACAUGCGCUUCACUGGGAAUAGGACUAGUUGGAGAGACAGAGUGUGUUACCCCAUGAGAACAAGUGGAGUUGGACCAAACAGUGGCAACGUGGGUACAAAACGAAGCAGAAAAAAAUAAUUAACGUCCACUCUGAAAACAUUAAUUUCUUAUGCAACUGUGUGGAUAUCAUAUUGAGGAGGGAAGGGGCAAUGGGAAGCCAAUGCUCAGAUUAUCUACUAGGCACAUUUAGCAUGCCUCAAGUGUUUACUGUGAGCAGGUGGAGGGAGGACGGCUUGUGUGUAGUAGCAUUUGUGGCUGGUCCAGUGUUGCUCCCUGCCUUGUCUCGUCUUGAGCAUAUUUUCCAAGAAAGUAUGAUGAUUUAGUUAUUAAAAGUCAAAGUUGUCUGUGAUAGUGGCCUGCUUACAGAUUUAGGCAAGUUCUUGAAAAUGGAACAUUAUUACUUGAAAUUUACUAAAGCUUUAUAUAUCUUGGAAAGGAAUAAUGUGCAUAUAUUCCAUGUUCUGCUGUAGGAUGGAGGAAUGGCAUAAAUUUGUAUUAAUUCCAUCAGUUUAAGUUUUCUAUCAUCCUGUUGUUCAGAUAGCAGCAUUUCCUUCUUGAAAAAAUUUUUGAGCAAUUACAAUGAAACCACUAAACUCAAAGGAUGAAAAGCCAGCUGGAAUCUGUGACACUUGAAACUUGUGAACAAUUUCACUGCAUAUGUGGUGGUCUUACAUCUUCAGUAAACUGAGACUGGCUGUUGCCUGACCUUCACAAAGUCCAGGCUAGUGACAUCUUGUUUGCACCCCAGAGUCUGCUCUGCCAUCCAUGUCUUGAGGUUACCUGUAAGAAAAUAAAAAGUUGAGUGGGAAGAGGCACACAUUUAUCUAGUUUUUGUUCAUUGUGGUCUUUAGUUUUAUAACAUUCACUUAUCACCUCCACUGCAUUCUGUAUUUGCUCUCAAGUUAUCCUUUCAUCUGCUGACAAUCUUACAAAAUCUGACUAUUUAUAGAUUCUCAGCUGAUCAGAGGACUUAGAGAAGACAUUAAACUUGUUGGAAGUUAGUGGAUGUUACAGAACUACUGUCCACGAUUGUACUGGUGCCCAUCUAAAACUGUUCUUGACCCUUUGGCUGCUUAUGACACUAUCACUUACUUCCAUUUGAGUAACCAAAUGCAAAUGUAAUGAGCAAAAAUAUAACACAGGCAUUAAAAGGUUAUAACUACUUGAGUACUCUUUUGCCAUCAAUGGUGUCUUGAAAAUUAAACUUUAAAUUUGUUUACACUAGUGUUUUGUCAAGCUUUAGGAGAACCCACAACAGUAAGAGUUGAUCUAAAUCUCAGAACGUGGGAAACAUCAUUAUGCUGAGUUCUUCAAGCACAGAGCAGCAGAUGGUGCCAUUUGAUGGAGCAUUUGCUGGUUAAGUUUUAAAUUGAGCCCUUGCUGGUCUGGUUUUAAACUGAGUUAUUAGUCUUAAGUAAUAAUACACUGGUGGAGCAGAUUCACAUUCACUAAAUUCUUACUCAUUGAGAUGUAUUACUGGUUCAGUAUUAUCUUAGCUCAUGAGAGUCAGUUGGGGUAUAAUGAUUUAAUACUUAUGGCUUCCCUAAUGAUGUAAGCUGACUGCUGACUACCAUUCUUUUCCACUUCAUUACUUGUAUGCUUUACAUCUCAUGUCAUUUGUGCAGGAAAUGUAUAUAUCAUAGUUUCAUCUCUUCACUACAUAUUCCUUCUGACAGAUGUGAUUGACUGAAUCAUGUCUCGCCUUUCUGUUUUUCUGUUCCUGUUGUUGUGUUGCCAAAAUGGCUGCCUGCUUGACUGUUCAUGCAGACAGGUGCCUAUGCUCUCUUUUAUUUGUUUCUGCCAUGUAUAGUUGCAUCAUUUAGUUACUGCUUUUCUUUUUGCCUAAAUAUGUGAUGGACAAUAGUAAGCAGUAAAAUGACAUCUCAAAAUAAAUUUCUAACACUCCAGUAAUUAGUGCAGGAGGGAUGUAUGUAAACCUGUAAAAAUUUUGGAUCUUUUCAUAUGUUUGUAACUGUUGCUUCUAUCAACAACAAAUUUAAUAAAAAAAAGUUUUCUGUGAGGUAGAAGAUGAAUGACUGUAUGACAAAAUGUACUCCUAGGAUAAAUAAAACCAUAUAAGGUGACGACUGCCGGGGCUUAGGGUGGCUUCGUCACUUUAAAAUUGAAUGCUUACACUGGAGUUGCUUGGCAUAAGGUGUAUCAUACUCCCAGGGAAACUAGUUAUCAGGUUAUACCUAAGGUUGUAAUACAAGAAGUACUAUUUUUGUUAAUACAUGCAUGGAACUUUUUGUCUGACAUUCAGACUUUACAAUCAGUGGUUGUUACCGAUAUACUGCCGUAUGUGGCUGGCUACUCUUCUGUACUUAAAAAUUAUUUAUUAUUUUUUUAUUGAUGGAAACAUAAAGGGAACCAAAUAUGCUCUCAAACUUAACUGAUUUACCUGACUUGAGAUAUACAUGAUUUGCUGGGAGGAGCAUAGAAAUAUGUCAGCUUCCAAACUUUGAGUUAGGAGGUUUUUUUUGCUGAUGAAAAGCUGCUCGAUUAUAAGUAGAUAAAGUUUUUAUAUGAAGUAUUCAUAAUAUGAACUGCUUGGUCCUUUGUUGAUAUAAUAAGAUACUGUCUGAGCUGCUGUCUAUGUUGGCAAGUGCAGAACAGCCUGGGAGAGUAAGCUGCUGUAUAAUGGAAGGGCUGCCACUGUUACAUGAGAAAAUUGACACCACCAUUAAUAAAAUCAGUAUUACAUUUUGAAACUCAGAAGGCAUGGAAACUUAAGUGUGCAAGCACCAAAACCUCAAGUGUGCUGCAGUGCUUGAGUGUGGUCUUCCGGGGUCAGUGCUGUGUGAGGCUGUUGUUAUGGGCAAGAGGAGUGUGCCUAUGUUGUUAAUACAGAAAUGUUUUGGUGCUCAAAUCCAGAGAUUCUGGAAUCCUUAAUACAAAAGAAAAAAUUGA